Molecule: messenger RNA, 6215 nt
Organism: Pimephales promelas (fathead minnow)
Lineage: Eukaryota; Metazoa; Chordata; Actinopteri; Cypriniformes; Leuciscidae
Gene: gria1a
Product: glutamate receptor, ionotropic, AMPA 1a
Cellular component (GO): membrane
Molecular function (GO): ligand-gated monoatomic ion channel activity
Source: RefSeq, a predicted model, not a curated record
AGUGGAAUACGGUUAUAGGGGUCCGUCACUCAUUCUCUCUCUCGCGCGCAUCCGUGGCUCUCAGAGGAAGCUCGUGCUGAAAGAACGGCUGGGAGCGCAACACACAAGGACGCAGCGCGAGAGAGGACAGCACGCGCAAAGAGGUGCACCUGUAUAUCCACGCUGUUCACUCGCCGAUGUGCGGAUAGUGUGAGAGCAUCCAGAAGAGAUAUUCUACACCCCGCGCAUACCCAUGCUUGGGAUUUGGCUUUCUUUUUCUUCGCUAAUGCAAAAGGAAAUAUGCACCGAAGCCUCACACUGCUCUGCACCAGUUUUCUGGGAUUGUGCUUCGGUUCCAGUUUCCCAAGUAAUAUCAACAUAGGAGGAUUGUUCCCAACCGAAUCACACGAAUAUGAAGUGUUUCGGUUUGCGCUCUCGCAUCACCAGGAUAUCCCUAAACUGGUACCUCAAGUGGAUAUGGUCAAAAUGGGGAAUAGCUUCUCCAUGACAUAUGCUUUCUGUUCGCAGUUCUCAAAAGGGGUGUAUGCCAUCAUCGGUGUGUACGACAGGAAGACCGUCAACAUGUUGAUGUCAUUCUGCGGUGCACUACAUGUCUGCUUUGUGACGCCCAGCUUCCCCAUGGAAAACUCCAACCAGUUUGUCAUCCAGCUGAGACCCGAACUGCAAGAUGCCCUGGUGGGCGUUAUCGAGCACUACAAGUGGUCAAGGUUCGUCUACAUGUACAGCUCGGACUCUGGACUGGCAGUUCUGCAGAAGGUUCUGGACACAGCAGCAGAGCAUAACUGGCUAGUGACCUCCGUGAACGUGGAGACAAUGACAGAAGCAUCGUUCCUCAAAGUGUUCCAGGACCUGGACAAAAGAAAGGAGGGCCAGAUCAUCAUUGACUGUGAGCUGGAGAGACUCACCUCCAUCCUGAAGAAGAUCAUCGAGCUUGGGAAGAACGUGAAGAGUUAUCACUACAUCCUAGCAAACCUGGGAUUUCUGGACGUCGACCUGACAGAGUUUAAGAAGGGUGAGGCGAAUGUAACAGGCUUCCAGCUGGUGAACUACGCAAACCCUAAUAUUAGUAGGACAGUGCAGCAGUGGUUGGACUUUGAAAACAAAGAUGCCAAAGUUCCCAAGCGAGGACUGAAGUACACUGGAGCUCUCACAUACGAUGGGGUCAAAGUCAUGUCCACAGCCUUCCAGAACCUCCGCAGGCAGAGGAUAGAUAUAUCUCGACGUGGAAACGCGGGAGAGUGUCUGGCCAACCCACCAGCACCUUGGGGCCAGGGCAUUGAUAUUCAGAGAGCACUUCAGCAGGUUCGGAUUGAAGGCUUAACGGGACACAUUCAGUUUAACGAGAAGGGACGAAGGACAAACUACACUGUCAGUGUGAUGGAGCUCAGGCCGACGGGACCGAAAAAAGUGGGUUACUGGAAUGAGGAUGAGAAAUUUGUGAGCACGGCGGCCUACAUUCCAGGCAUUAAUGAGACUUACGGACUUCAGAACCGCACAUAUAUUGUUACCACUAUUCUGGAAUCACCAUAUGUCAUGCUGAAGAAGAACCACGAGCAGUUUACAGGAAAUGAUAAAUAUGAAGGUUACUGUGUGGAACUGGCAGCAGAGAUAGCCAAACAUGUAGGAUACCACUACAUACUCAAGAUAGUGGCUGAUGGGAAAUAUGGAGCCAGAGAUGCUGAGACCAUGAUGUGGAAUGGAAUGGUGGGGGAACUUGUCUAUGGUAAAGCUGACGUAGCUGUGGCCCCACUGACCAUAACCCUUGUCAGGGAGGAAGUCAUCGAUUUCUCCAAGCCUUUCAUGAGCCUCGGCAUCUCCAUCAUGAUCAAAAAGCCCACCAAGUCCAAGCCUGGUGUGUUCUCUUUCCUGGACCCUCUGGCCUAUGAGAUCUGGAUGUGUAUUGUGUUUGCCUACAUCGGAGUGAGCGUGGUGCUUUUCCUAGUCAGCCGCUUCAGUCCCUACGAGUGGCACGCAGAGGACUAUGACGACGGAGCUGAACAGAACCCUAACCAGCCCUCCUCGUCAUCCGCCCAACCGGGUCAGGGCCAACAGAACCAGAACCAGCAGAGUCAGGAGCAGAGCAAUGAGUUUGGCAUCUUCAACAGUCUCUGGUUCUCAUUAGGAGCUUUCAUGCAGCAGGGCUGUGAUAUCUCCCCCAGGUCUCUCUCUGGCCGUAUCGUAGGUGGUGUGUGGUGGUUCUUCACUUUAAUCAUCAUCUCCUCAUACACAGCCAACCUAGCUGCUUUUCUCACAGUGGAGAGGAUGGUGUCCCCCAUCGAGAGUGCAGAGGAUCUGGCCAAACAGACGGAGAUUGCUUAUGGGACUCUAGACGCCGGCUCCACCAAGGAGUUUUUUAGGAGGUCAAAGAUUGCGGUCUUUGAAAAGAUGUGGUCCUACAUGAAAUCAGCAGACCCUUCAGUGUUUGUGAAAACCACAGAUGAAGGAGUUAUACGGGUGAGGAAGUCCAAGGGAAAGUAUGCCUAUCUGCUGGAGUCUACCAUGAAUGAGUACAUCGAGCAGCGAAAACCCUGCGACACUAUGAAGGUCGGAGGGAACCUCGACUCCAAAGGCUACGGCAUCGCCACCCCCAAAGGAUCACCUCUCAGAAUCCCAGUUAACCUAGCGGUGUUGAAACUCAGUGAGCAAGCCGUCUUAGACAAACUGAAAAACAAAUGGUGGUACGAUAAGGGGGAGUGUGGAAGCAAGGACUCCGGAAGAAAGGACAAGACCAGUGCUCUUAGCCUCAGCAAUGUGGCUGGGGUCUUCUACAUUCUGAUCGGUGGUCUGGGUCUGGCCAUGCUGGUGGCCCUGGUGGAGUUCUGCUACAAGUCCAGAACAGAGUCCCGCAGAAUGAAGCAAUCCAUCAACGACGCCAUGCGCUGCUCCACGCUGACCAGGAUGAGUGGGAACGGUAGCGGUGGGGAGAACGGGCGGAUCGUCACACAUGACUUCCCCAAAGCUGUGCAGACGCUGCCGUGCAUGAGCCACGCGGCCAGCAUGGGCCUGGGAGCCUCUGGCAUGUGACCAUCUUGACGGAGCGGCACGCGUCACAUGUAACGCACGGACCUCCCGUUCACCUGCCGUCUGCCCCUAUGUCUGUCUGCUCGCCCGCAACAGACGCACCGUACUGCCAAAAUGCACUCGAAGACUCUUCUCAGUGAAUAGCCACCAAUAAAACUCUUUUCUAAAGAAAGACGAAACAUUUUAAAAGAGGGGGGAAAUGUGCUGCAAUAACAAGCCUGUGGGACUCUUUUGGGGGGGGGGAAAUGUUAAUUUAUGUCAUGAAUUUAAAAAACAAAAAGUGAAGUCACGUGUCUGAUUCGACACUCGCCCUGUGCCAAUAUUAUAAACCUGUUUACUUCUGUCUGAGUGUGCAAUAUUUUAGUUCAUAUCAGUGUUCGACAAUGUUGUCUCUAACUUGAUUUUCUUUACAAGAAAUAGCUCACAGAGUUUCUUUACAAGGAUUUUGCACAGAUAUGUUCUAUGAUAUGACAAAUACAGCAUUUCUGUAAGUUCCUUUACCUUAUACUUACUAAAAAAAAAAGAGUUGAAGCAAGCUAAUGAGCAAGAUCUUAUUCAUUAAGAUGGAUCCAGUGCACCGUAAACAACUUUGCUCCUUUCUCUCCAUCACUGCAUAUUGAAGAAACAUAUCAGCUCAUUUAAAGACGUGUCGAUAGUGUAAAUACUCUGAUGUAAAUCUGAGACUGAGUAAGGGAUAAAUUUGAUUUGUUGUCGAUUGGUAGAACAUAGCUGAAAUGAACUUGUUGAUAAUCUUGCUCUGUGAUUUCCCACCUUAUGUACCUUGCAUAGCUGCUGCGCCUAGUUUCAGGCACCAUACCUCAUCGGAGACCUGGGAGUGAGCCGCCACGUUUUGAUUGCCACUUCUUUGUGAGCUCUCCCAGGAAGGAGGAAAAUUUGACCUCAGUUAUGGGCAAAUGAGCUAAUUUGUCCCCAACACAAACCAUUGGGUCUCACUAAGGUGAAGCCAAAGAGUAUGCUUGAAUGAUGGUGCUGUAACGUAACAAAAAAGGACUUAUUAUGAUACUUUGCUAAUGAUUCUUUCACCCACAAUUAGGCCUGCAUGGGAUAUCCAGAGAUUUCCACCAAAUCCAAAUGCCCAUCAUUGAGUCUUUUUAUAUAUCCCCUGUCAUAUUUGGCUAAUUUGAUAAUCCUAAAAGUGUGACUCUAUAUAUAUAAUUCAUUUAAAAUCCAUUCAACAAAAUUGUCCCCCUCAAUUAGUGCAAAAUUUGUAAAUAAAUGGAUGUGGGCCUAAGGCUAAAAUUAUCAUCAUUUACUCACCCUCAUGUCAUUCCAAAUGCGAAAUUUUCCUCCGUGGAACACGCACAAAUAUUUUGAAAAAAAAAAAAAAGUUGUUUUUUGUCCAUAAAAUGAAUUUAAUGACUUUGGACCGCAAUGACUUUCAUUGUUUAAACAAAAAACAUUGAUAUUCACAGAAGAAAGUCUUGCAGGUUUGGAACGACAUGAGGAUGAAAAAAUGAUAGUUUGUUCCCUUUUUGUUUUCACUCCGAGUUACAUUGGAUGACGACACGUCACCACUCGCUGAUUUCAUCCGCCUUUCCUCCCCUCGAUGGGGCAGCUGCCCGUGGGUACACUGGGCUCCCCUCGGUUGAACGCUCUGUUGCAAUGCAACUGUGUCCUCAGAGUGCUUCUCGCGGCGAGCCUAAGAACCCAUCCAAAGCCUGUAAAUUUUCGUCUUCAUUUGUGGCGAAAUCUUACAGAGUGGUGGGACAGGCAGCUGCUUUUCUCUGCAUGCUAUAGCCACUCUGCAGGUCUACCAGGCUCAGAUACUCAGAGACAUGCACGAGAGUAGGACAGACCCAGGGCUCUUUGAUGAGCUCCGUGCCGCCACCGACCUCCCUCUCCCAGGCAACAAAGGUGACCGCAUGCUCCCUGGAUUUGGUGACGUCCACAGCCAUGGUGCAGGAGAGACUUCUCUGGCUGAACCUGGCCGAGAUGAAGGACGCUGAGUUGUCCCGGCUGCUCGACACCCCAUGUCCCAGGCUGGCCUUUUCGGUGGUGCAGUCGAGGACUUUGCCCAACAGUACUAUUCAGAGGCAGACUGAGGCCAUAAAGCACAUCCUGCCCCGUCAGCCCGCUGCUGCCUCCACCCAGCCAGCCGGGCAGGUGCCUCAGUCUGCUCGCCCCAAAGGGCGCCCUCCUGCGGCUCCCACGCCUUCACCCGGUCCGGUCCUGCAGGAAGCCAUAAGAAGGCACCCCAGACCUCUCCAGCACCACCCCAUGCUAAACGCCAGGCCAAGCGGUGCUCCUGAGACGAGCUGCUCAGGAAUGAUUGUCAAUUUGCGCUGGUGGCUACCAUCACUUCCGCUAGAGCAUCGUCCACGAGACACACCUACAUGUUGAAGUGGAACCUCUACAUCAACUGGUGCUCUUCUCGACGAGAAGAGCCCUGGAGAUAUUCGAUCGGUGCUUUCAUUCCUUCAAGAUGGGUUGGAGUGAAGGCUCUCUCCCUCCACCCUCAAAGUAUACGUUGCCGCUAUUGCCGCACACCAUGAUACAUUGGAAGGUAACUCCGUAGAGAAGCAAGACCUGGUCGUCAGGUUCCUGAGAGGAGCGAGGAGGCUGAAUCCCUCUCGGGACCUCUCAGUGGUUCUAACUGCCCCACAGAGUGCUCCCUUUGAGCCUCUUCAAUCAGUGGAGAUUAAGUUCCUGUCUAUGCUGGUUGCACUGCACUGGUUCUCACUGGAUAGUGGAUGCCAUUGCUUUGGCAUUCCGGCAGCAAGGUCGACCGUGGCCCCUUUAUGUGACUGCCCACUCCACCCGGAGUGUGGCAUCCUCUUUGGCUCUAGUGCAUGGUGCAUCGCUAACAGACAUCUGCAGAGCUGCAGGCUGGGCGACACCCAAUACUUUCGUCAUAUUCUACAAUCUCCGAGUGGAGCCUGUGUCCACUCAUGUACUUGCUUCAAACAGCUAGUACUGGACCUGCUCCGGUGUCUACAAUUUCUCGCCAAUCCACGUAUCCAGUCCGCCUCCAGUGUUUAUGGUCCCUCCCCUGAGUGACCCCCACAUGUGUAUUUCCACUGUAAGUCUCUCUGAGCAUGUGUCUUUCCCUUUGCGAGCCAGCUUGCCACCCCUGUGGUUGAAAUAUUCCACCUGCGGCUGGACAGCCCAGUGUUCUCUAUACCUUACAUACAUUUCUUUGCCAUUGGCUCGUUUUGUAAUACUAAAAAAAAAAA